This is a messenger RNA of Tauraco erythrolophus (red-crested turaco), 629 nucleotides long. It is a transcript of the gene DUT, whose product is annotated as deoxyuridine triphosphatase. Lineage: Eukaryota; Metazoa; Chordata; Aves; Musophagiformes; Musophagidae. Gene Ontology annotation, biological process: dUTP catabolic process; dUMP biosynthetic process. The record is from RefSeq and is a predicted model, not a curated record. Gene Ontology annotation, molecular function: magnesium ion binding; dUTP diphosphatase activity.
GUGUGUCUCUCUCGCCUUCCUGCCCGUGCUCAGCGAUGCCCUCCGAGGCCGUCCUGCAGCCGUCCCCCAGCAAGAGGCAGAAGGGCUCGGUGCCGGGGGAGCCCGCCGCACGGCUCCGCUUCACUAAGCUAUCGGAGAACGCGUCCGCCCCCUCCAAGGGCUCUGCUCGGGCUGCGGGCUACGACCUGUACAGUGCCUAUGACUGCGUGAUACCACCCAUGGAAAAGGCUGUAGUGAAAACAGACAUUCAGAUUGCCCUUCCUUCCGGAUGCUAUGGCCGAGUAGCACCACGUUCUGGUUUAGCUGCAAAGCACUUCAUAGAUGUUGGUGCUGGUGUUAUUGAUGAGGAUUACAGGGGAAAUGUUGGUGUGGUACUCUUCAACUUUGGCAAGGAGAGUUUUCAAGUUAAAAAAGGGGAUAGGAUUGCCCAGCUCAUCUGUGAACGCAUUUGCUAUCCUGAACUGGAAGAAGUUCAAGCUCUAGAUGAUACAGAACGUGGCGAAGGUGGCUUUGGUUCUACUGGAAAGAACUGAAAAUUAUUUGAAUGCUUUCUAUUUUUUUUUUUUUUGUUAAACAUGUUUCUAAAUUGUCAUUUGAAUUGUAAAGUGGGAUUUUGGAGCACAUAAAAA